This is a messenger RNA of Oryza brachyantha (malo sina), 2449 nucleotides long. Its product is annotated as pentatricopeptide repeat-containing protein At3g25210, mitochondrial. The transcript has a single exon. The coding region runs from base 124 to 1305 and encodes 393 amino acids. Gene Ontology annotation, molecular function: protein binding. The record is from RefSeq and is a predicted model, not a curated record. Lineage: Eukaryota; Viridiplantae; Streptophyta; Magnoliopsida; Poales; Poaceae.
CAAAGAGGCUGCAGAACAUGUGGAGUGGCCCAGCAAAGUAUUGGGCCGAGCCCAGUAGCAGCUCAGCUCCAAGUCCACAAGCGCCUCGGCCGGAGCAGCCGAACCCGACCCGACCCGACCGCCAUGGCGCUCCUCCUCGCCGCCGCCGCCGGACGGCGCCUCUCUCGCCGCCUUCGCCAACUGAGUAGCCCACACCACCUCCGCUCCUGCUCCUCGUCAGGAGGGGAAGGGGACCGGGCUGAUGGCGCUGCUUUGGAGCCGGAGUCCCCCGUCCGCGCCCCGCCGGACGAGCAGUUCGCGGCGUGGGUCGCGCGGCUCCGGCCGGGCUUCACCGCGGGGGACCUGGCCGAGGCGAUCUCCUCCGAGCGGGACCCCGACCUCGCCCUCGCGCUCUUCCGGUGGGCCGCGCUCCGCCCGGGGUUUCGCCACGCCCCGGCAUCCUACCUCGCGGCGCUGGCCGCGGCCUCCUCCGGCCGCCGCCCCGCCGCCGCGGAGAACCUCGUCUACGACGUGCUCUCGGGGGCGUGCGGCCCCGACCUCCAGCUCUUCAACGCCUGCCUCCGCUUCUGCUGCUCCCGCCGCCGCCUCUUCCCGCUCGCCUUCGACAUGUUCAACAAGAUGCGGUCCCUCCCGGCCUCCUCCGCCUGCCGCCCGGACGUCGAGACCUACACGCUCCUCCUCACCUCCGUCGUGCGCCGCGUCCGCCGCCCGCCCGCUUCCAUGGUCUACCUCCACGCCGUCCGGUCGCUCUCCCGCCAGAUGAAGGCCUCCGGCGUGGUCCCGGACACUUUCCUGCUCAACCUAAUCAUCAAGGCGUAUGCCCGCUGCCUUGAGAUAGACGAUGCCCUCAAGGUGUUCCGUGAAAUGCCGCUAUACGGCUGUGAGCCCAAUGAGUUCACCUAUGGCUACAUUGUCAAGGCCAUGUUCCAGAAGGGCAGGACUGACAAGGGAAUGGUGUAUUUUCGGGAGGCAAGGGAGAAGGGAUUUGUGCCGACCGGUGGUGUGUACAUGACGGCCGUGUCGGCGCUAGCAUUGGAGUGGAGAUUUGAGGAAUCAAAAAAGGUUUUGAUAGAUAUGUUGGAUUGCAAGAGGAGGCCAGAUAUGAUUACCUACAGGACACUGAUGGAGGAGAUGUGCAGGGCUGGACACACAGAGGAGGCGUUCAAGCUGCUGGAGGAGCUGAAAGAGAGGAAGCGAGUGCCAUUAGAUCAGAGGAUGUACUCAGAAUUGCUUGAUGGGCUACACUGGAUUUCUCAGCCACAUCAGGACAGGCUUCCACCCUGUGACAGGCGUUCCGAUGACUGAAAUGCUUUUGAUUAAUGGAUCGACUUGCAUUGUAUGGUGGUGAUCAUGGGCAUUAGAAAUCAAAUGCAUGGCUUCUUGAGAAGAAUGUGCACCUCUUUCCGAUGACUGAAAUGAUCAUGGGCAUUAGAAAUCAAAUGCAUGGCUUCUUGAGAAGAAUGUGCACCUCUGUUUGAAAAUUCAAGAUGAAUUGAUGCACAGGAGCUAUCUUCUGUGGGAUUAUCUAGUUGACUCCUAAUUUGCCCAACCAUUCUGCCAGCAUGAUUGAUGUGAUGGGGAUGCAAAGCCCAAAGGGUUGAAGAUACCUGCAAAUGACCUUCUUGGAGAUGGGAUCGAAAUUCCCUGUAAACAUGUGGCAACUAUUGUUGACUGGUGAUAGCUGAUAAACUCACCUGCAAAGGCAAAUCAUAGAGUAAAUCUUGCAGGGCCGCUCAGGAAAGUUGUUUCAGGUAUUAUAUAUGAUAUGAACAGAUAUCAAACAAAACUUUGAUGUGUCACACUUUUAAUUGUUUUUCGCUCGUAAUGUGCAAUAGCAGAGAAUAUAUAUGCCAAGUGCAGUUGCUCUUUAUACAGAGAUAAAUAUAUGCACAACAAUCAUGUGCCAUUUUUUUUGUUUCAGAAUGCUCCCAUACAGACUAUUACAAUUUGUUCGCAUAGUAAGGAUACAGCUAAGAAUUCAAUUCUCUGGAAUUUGAGUGUCCAACCCUAACAUCGACUCUGCAACUUUAAGUAGGAAACAACUCCUGGAUAUGCAAUGGCGGGCUGGAGCAACUCUAAUCUUUGGUUUGAACACUAGCGCAAUGGUUUUUUCUCUACUAUGUCAAGACCAAGGGUUUUGUAUUUGUCCAGUAAUGGAAGCAGCAAACCGAUCUGUUUAUGAAGCCAAUUUAUAUCCUCUCUUGUGUAUGAAUUAAUACAUAGAACAUAUUAUGUCAGAGCUUCGGAGCUGUAGUCCCAGUUGUGACUUGAGAGUAGAUGUGCCAAACUGCCAAUAGCAGCAGAAAGCGUAACUUUCAUCUGAAAGUAUCAGUUGGUGCCCUUGGUCUUAUGAUAUUUCAAGCGUCAAGUGUUGUUAAUCAGUUGUGCCAUCACUAUUCCUUUGUUCUUGAAGUGAAUAAAAGUGAAUCAGCAUAUAUUUUUUAAGCUU